This is a messenger RNA of Bombus pascuorum, 1911 nucleotides long. RefSeq names its product etoposide-induced protein 2.4 (gene tank). Gene Ontology annotation, cellular component: endoplasmic reticulum. NCBI's taxonomy places the organism in Eukaryota, Metazoa, Arthropoda, Insecta, Hymenoptera, Apidae. Gene Ontology annotation, biological process: macroautophagy. The record is from RefSeq and is a predicted model, not a curated record. The transcript has 6 exons. The coding region runs from base 585 to 1538 and encodes 317 amino acids.
AUAUAUAUGUAUGUUAAAAUAUGUAUAUUGUUUAGAAUUUACAAGUGUCCAAGUAAUUAUUAAUUAUUUGUGCGUAUAAAUGAAUAUAAUAUCUCAAUCCUUUGAUCGCUUAAAAUUCUUGUAUAUUUUAAUUGCUAAUGGCAAGAUUUACUGAAAAUCGAAAAUUCGGUAGUGACCUUUAUACCUCUAUUAACAUAAUGUUGACCUUUGCCUGUAAUGAAAACCAGUCAGUUGAUAUAUUUUUGCAAAAAUGUUUUUAAAGUAAAUUUGCGGAACAUCACAAUAAUAGUUUUACGUUAAUUUAAUUUACAGCACACAUUUGUAUGCUUUGGAACAAAGAUAUCCGUCAGUUAGAUAUUUUUACUAAUAUUAAUGUUGAAUGACAAUAUAUGUACGUGUUUGAAAUGUUGAAAACUCAAUUAUUUCGCUGCCAUAAACAUUUUUUCUAUACUCGCUUUUAGUGUGUUAUCAUAUUGUUCCUGACAUUGACAGCUAUGUUACUUCGAAAAUGUUUUUUUGCCAGAUUGUUCAAUAUAUUUCGACUAUAGAUUAAUUUUAUUCUAUUGUGGAUAUCAUCGUGAAAUAUGGAUAACGUGACAGGAAUAAUACGUGCCAUAUAUCGAGGAUUUGUAGAUAGCUUAAAGGGAGCUAUUGUUUUAUUUUAUAUGGACAAACGUAUUAAUGAAAAAUUACUUAAACAACCAUCUUCUAAAGAAAUUAAUAGGAAAGACAUAGUUGCUGCAACUCCUCCCCAAAAACAUUUCAAUCAGUUAAGAGAAUCAAAAGUGUUGAAGCGAACAAUUCAAUGUUGUGCUUUAAAUGGUGGUGUAUUUUGGGCUAGCAUAUUAAUCUUUGAAUGUGGUUUACUCCCAUUUCUUAAGUACUUAUUGACCAUUAUAUUUGGUCAUUCACCAGGGAUGGGUAUGACUGUAUGGUCUUGGAUGAAACCAUUCCUGUCAUUAACUUUUGGCACUGUAUGGGUACUACCACUAUUUGUGCUCAGUAGGAUAGUCAACAGUUUAUGGUUUCAGGACAUAGCAGACAGCGCUUAUAGGUAUAGACAAGGGAGACCAUUACUUUUAUCUAGUGUGAGCAAGCUUGUUGCAGACACGCUUUUCAGUAUAUUGGUUCAAGCAUUAUUUUUGGGUCAAGGAAUGUUAGUAUCCAGGAUUCCGUUACCUCCUAUAGGUGAAAUCCUUGCACUUAUACAUAUGUGCCUUUUAUAUGCUCUCUAUGCUUUUGAAUACAAAUGGUUUAAUAUGGGUUGGGAGUUACAUAGACGAUUGAGUUUUAUCGAGAGUAAUUGGCCAUAUUUCGUGGGUUUUGGUCUGCCAUUAGCAGUACUUACCCAACUGCCCAGUUCGUAUGUAAUAAGUGGCUGUGUAUUUUCUAUACUAUUCCCAUUAUUUAUUGUAAGUGGAAAUGAAGCAGUACCUGUGACUGGUGUAUGCGAUUGUCCAUUAAAACUAUUUUCGCCUGUAAUUGCUAUUGCAAAUACACUUUUCAAUAAAACGAUUGGAUCCACAAACAGGCGGUGACAGAAAAAGAUAUAACAAAUUUAUGUGGGAUAAUAAAUAUGUAGCAAUAAAUUGUACCUUUUUAGGUUUUCACAUAAGUUUUAUUAUUUUUUAUAAGGCAUAUGCUUAAUUAAUUUUUUUUUUGUUAACUCUUACGUUGUCUGUGGGAUUGUGAAUGAGGUUUAUAUUUUCUUAAUUUUCUUUAUCAAUGUAAACAAAAUUAACGAUAUAACUUAUGUACUAAUAACGUUAUUUGUAAAUAGAGAUACAUUCAUAAACUAUGUAUGUAAAUAUGCAGAUAUGAAUUGUAGUAAGAAAAGUCUUUGUAAAUGCAUUAUAUUGAGUAAAAUGUUCAAGACAUACGUUAACGGUAAAGAAUUUAUAAACUUGGUAA